Hippocampus comes (tiger tail seahorse) is the source of this 5066-nucleotide messenger RNA. Its product is annotated as mitogen-activated protein kinase-binding protein 1. The transcript is spliced from 30 exons. Gene Ontology annotation, molecular function: protein binding. Gene Ontology annotation, biological process: positive regulation of JNK cascade; negative regulation of canonical NF-kappaB signal transduction. Lineage: Eukaryota; Metazoa; Chordata; Actinopteri; Syngnathiformes; Syngnathidae. The record is from RefSeq and is a predicted model, not a curated record. Gene Ontology annotation, cellular component: cytoplasm. Bases 191 to 4603 code for a protein of 1470 amino acids.
GAGGCGACAGGCGGGCCUCCGGCUAAACCGUUCUCAGGAGAUUAAGCAUCCACAUGUCCCGCCAGCAGGGAGGCUAUCCCACUUUGCGAGACGCUCCUUCCUCACUCUGGAAAGGAAACGUUGAAUUGAUCGUUUUGCAGCAACGUGAAGUCAACUACCAGGCCCACCACUGGAGGUUCCCGGGGUCACCAUGCCUGGUGAUGGACUGACCAUCAAGAGCCGCAUCAGGAAGUUGCUGAGCUCGCCGUCGGACAAACAUGGGAAAGACUGUAGGGACAACCUGGCCAGCAAGGUUACGUUGGAAAAGGUUCUAGGCAUCACUGCUUUGGGCAACAGCUGCCUGGCCUGUGACCCCAAAACUGGACUGGUGGCUUAUCCUGCAGGGUGUGUUGUGGUAUUGCUGAACCCCAGAAAGAACAGACAGCAGCACCUCAUCAACACGUCAAGGAAGACCAUCACGGCUCUGUCCUUCUCUCAGGAUGGCAAAUACCUGGUCACAGGCGAGAGCGGCCACCUUCCCGCCGUGCGACUGUGGGACGUGUCGGAGCGCCGGCAGGUGUCUGAACUCCAAAAGCAUGAAUACGGCGUCUCCUGUGUGGCGUUCUCACCCGACGGCAAGCACAUCGUCAGCGUGGGCAACCAGCACGACAUGAUGGUUAACGUCUGGGCGUGGAAAAAGGAUGUGGUCAUCGCUGCCAACAAGGUGUCCAGCAAGGUAACGGGCGUGUCAUUCUCUGAGGACAGCUCUUACUUUGUUACCGUGGGCAACAGACAUGUCAAGUUCUGGUAUCUGGACCACUGCAAGGCCAGUAAGGCCAGCACCCCGAUGCCUUUGCUGGGCCGUUCGGGUCUGCUGGGUGAGCUGAGGAACAACUUCUUCUGCGACGUGGCCUGUGGACGAGGCCAAAAGUCCGAGUCCACCUUCUGCGUCACGUUCUCUGGCCUGCUGUGCGAGUUCAACGGCAACAGGAUGCUGGAUAAGUGGGUGGACCUGCAGACCAGCGUGGCUCAGUCACUGUCUCUGUCCUGGGACCGGAUCUUCUGCAGCUGUGCUGACGGAACAGUACGAGUCUUCAGCCCACUAGACCUACGUUUUGUCUGCACACUGCCUCGACCACACCCCCUCGGAGCAGACGUCGCGUCCGUCACCCAAGCCAGUCACUUACUCUGCAGCCAGAUGGAUGCCCGUUACCCGGACGCCACGGCCGUAACAUACGACCCCAUCAGCCGCUGGCUAAGCUGUGUAUACGCCGACCACAGCGUGUUCGUGUGGGAUGUCACCGACCUCACCCGGGUGGCCAAGGUCCACUCUGCCCUCUUCCAUGCCGCCUGUGUAUGGGACCUAGAGAUGUUUCCGGAUAUUCCUGGGGAGAUGGUGGCGAGUGUGCGGCCCGUGUGCGCAUUUCUCAGCUGCUCGUCCGACAGCACCAUCAGACUGUGGCACGUGGAUGAGCGCACCCAUGUUCAUUCUCGGAACAUCCUCAGCACUGACCUCCUCAAGAUCAUCUAUACGGGCACGAGCACGGCUGCCUUGCAGGAAGCAGAAAAUCUGACCAACACGGAUGGACAGCCGGUGGAAAGCAGGGUGGGCGUCCGCACUAUCUGUGUCAGCCCAGAUGGGAAACACUUGGCGUCCGGAGACCGCGACGGAAUUCUCAGAAUCCAUAACCUCAGCAGCAUGGAGGAGAUUCUUAAAGUGGAAGCUCAUGAUGCUGAAAUCCUCUGUCUGGAAUACAGCAAACCACAAACAGGUCUGCAACUUUUGGCCACGGCAAGCAGAGAUCGUCUAAUUCACGUGCUGGAUGCCACCUCCGACUACAGCCUUGUGCAAACGCUGGACGAGCACUCGUCCUCCAUCACGGCCGUACGCUUCGCCGCCACUGACGGCAAAGUGAGGUUGAUCAGUUGUGGGGCAGAUAAAAGCAUCUAUUUCCGCACCGCACACACGAACGACACAGGAACGGAGUUCAGGUGUUCUCACCACACGGUGAGGAAGACCACACUGUACGACAUGGGCGUGGAACCCAGCUGCAAACACGUGGCGGUGGGCUGCCAGGAUGUCAGGUGUUUUUGUAUCAACAGGAUCUUCAACAUCAGCAAUGGCAAACAGAAGAAACUGUACAGAGGAUCACUCUGUGAUGACGGCAGCCUGCUUAGGGUUCAAAUAGAUCCGUCUGGUCAGUACGUGGCUGCUAGCUGCUCCAACAAAAACAUCAGCAUCUUUGACUUUCGCACUGGAGAGUGUGUUGCCACCAUGUUUGGCCAUUCAGAAAUUGUGACUGGUCUGAGGUUCACCAACGACUGCAAGCAUUUGAUCAGCGUGUCAGGGGACAGCUGCAUAUUUGUAUGGCGUCUGGCUCCAGAGUUGACCAUAAGCAUGCAACAGAAGCUGUUUCAGCUCCGACAGCCACUCAAGAGUGCCGGCUUCAGGCGAGAGGUGCACAGCGCUCCUGCUCUGGUGGGGCUCUCCUCAGACAGCGAGCGCGACGACGAGGACGGCGCCGUCCACCGAGACUCCGAUGGCCGCGAAGACGACUCCAGUAACAACGCGUUCACUGACAGCAGCCACGGAGAAGAUGACGCGUGCGGCUCGGAAGAAGCACCUUACUGGGAGCCAGCAAAACCCGACUUAGCCACGCCAGUCGCCAGUCGUCGUCCUCGCCGUCGCUGGUCUCAUCGAAGGGGCUCUCUGGAGCUGAAGGUUAAGUCCAUGUUAGAACUGAGGCAGCUGGAGACCUUCACUCCCAGCAAUCACGCCGACACGGAAGCAUGCAGUAGCACCCCCGUUCUCCACGACUCCGUUCUGAGCUCGGAUCGCCCCGAUAAAAAAAACUUACGUCAGCCUAUCGUCGGCUGUGAUUGGCUAUCGCCUGAAGGCGCGGAGAGUUCCGAAAUGAUCUGGGUGGUGAGGGAGGAUGACGAAGAUGAUGCGGCUCUACAAGAUAGGAAGCGUCAGGUGCACAGACAGAGCCAGGACAGCUAUAGCCCGGACAGCGCCUGCUCGAUGGGCUAUGACAGCCGAGGAACCAGUCCCGAUGGCAUCCUGCAUGAUUCUGCAGACAACGCGUCCCUUAGCCCGGGCAGCUCGGAGGAUGAGCAAGAAGAGGGAGCAAAGGCAAAGGCGGCCAUUGUGGACGAGGCCGGACAAGAAGAUUUCCUCAGGCAGAAUUUUGAGACACUGGCGGACGCCUGCAACCCAGCCGAGCUGAGCAGAGUCCUGAGGCUCAGCAUUUCUUCACGCUUCCUGGCCAGAGGAGAUCACAGCAGGCGAGAGCCUCUGUUUUCCAAAGCAGGCCACGGGCUCUCCCACAAGCCUCCUGUUUCCAAAGUGCGCCCCUUGAUGGAAAACGAGCAAAGCAGUACCACAGAGGACAAGAGCCCUGUGUCCCCGAGCGUCUCCCAGGGGCCAAAGCUCGUCACAGACUCCACAGUCAUCCUGAGACCCCAGAAGAAGACCACAUUGGGGUCCCACAUUUGGAGAUUCUCCACGCCGCCAUCCAAACCUCCGCUGCCUGACAGAAACGCCAGUCUGCAUAAGUCCCAGUCCGUUCAGAACCUCACCAUCGCCUCUCCGCGAUCUCCGCUGCCCUGUGAGAAUAAGGAAUCGGGCAAAAGACCCCAGUAUCUCCUCCUGGACCGAGGCCCUCUCAAAGCCUCGUCGGCGCGCGCGUCUUCGCCCUCGCCAGGUUCGCCGCAGUCUCCUUGCUCCUACAUGAACCCCACAGCCAGCUCCAUGGCCAAAAGCAGCCGCUCAUUAUCCGUGGGUGAGGGCGUCCACAUCGGCCUCGACCUCCCCCACUUCCCCAAGGCCCGUAGGUCCUGGGGGGAUCUGGACGUAGUAGAGACGUCUUGGCAUCCCCUCGCUGCCGUCACGCCGACGUCCUCUCGAAUCCCUCAGCCCAAGCAGCCUCUCAGCCCUCGACGCAGCUUGGAGCUGAAAGCUGGCUCCUUUUGUCAGGGAAGUCCAACAAAAGCUUCCUCUCCCACCGUGGGACCAGCGUGUGAGGUCGCAUCCUACACAGGUUCAGCAGAGAAGAACAAAGUGUCGACUUCCGAAGGCUCGUCGCCUGAAGUGCUCCCCGUGGUGGUGGAACAUCCACUCACACAUUCAGGUCUUUCUCCUCCCGCCGACCUGUCGUUUCCGAGCUCUCCGUUUCCAUUCCUUCGACCUCCUACUCCUCUUCGUCCUUUUCGUCGUCACUCUGCUUCGCACUGGCCGCCGCAAGCUUGCGUUUCGACCUCUCUGUCUCCGAUGGCCUCCCGGCAGUGCCAUGCCGGUGAUUCCAUUACUUUGGAAGUGUGCAAGCAGGCCGCAAGUGAGCUUCAUUGCAGUCUGAGGCGAACCGUCACGCUCUACACCGAGGUGCUCCACAGCUCUCCGGACUGCGGAGAAGAAGUCUGUCAGGAGAUGGUGAAGGUUUUGUCUGGGGCGUUGACGUCGACCAAGGCCGAGCUGGACCUGUUGCCGAGUUCCUGGCCACCCAACAGUGCCCCCUGGGGCUCAGAGGUCAAAGGUGAAGGUGACAAAGCCCUGGCUCUGUUGGAGCAGUAUGCAGAGCUCUUGCUCAAGUCAGUGGAGAGAAAGCUGGAGAGCAAGAUGUGAAACAGAGGGCGAGCUUCUAUUUUCAAAACGCCGAUGGUUGCUCUAAUUUUCUAAACGACAGUUGUUGCCUUAGCUCUUUUUCGCUUGUUUUUUACAUGUUGAAAUUGUCUUUUUAAAACAAUACAGUCUACAAUACAAAUUCAGAAAACCAGUUUCUGUUUUCCACAAAAAAAGGCGGUUGGCUACCCUACAAAAAAAAAACCAAAAAACAAAAAAAGGAUUUAAAACAAAUGCGCAACUAGGGGAAUCCACAGGUGCCGGCCUGCAAGUAUGUGGGAGUUGACAAUCGUGGGCCGCUCGCUGCCCAUUCCUGAACUUAGCUAAAAGUAAAUAUAACAAUCAGAAACUUAAUUGUGAAAAAAAAUAAUAUAUAUUAUAAAUUGUGCAACAUUUUUGAUGUUGUGUGUUUGAUGAUUGUUUCUAUGUGCAUUGUACAUAUAAAGUCCAUGAAAUGGGAAAAAAA